Molecule: messenger RNA, 1474 nt
Organism: Cyprinodon tularosa
Lineage: Eukaryota; Metazoa; Chordata; Actinopteri; Cyprinodontiformes; Cyprinodontidae
Gene: fam185a
Product: family with sequence similarity 185 member A
Exons: 8
Coding region: 112-1272 (386 amino acids)
Source: RefSeq, a predicted model, not a curated record
CACAUCCGGUGAGGGUGGACACGUGUGAAACAGCGCGUGCGCACUGAAUGGCAGCACAUGUAACUCAGCAGGUUGUGUUGCCCGUGUGUAGAGGAGCUAAAGCCCGCAGAGAUGUUUUGGACAUCGGUAGCUCAGAGAGGAUCUGUGGGGCUCCUAUUAGGGUGUUUGUCCUUCAGAUCCAGCAGCAAAGCUCUCGCUGCACCCCGGUGCCCCAUGCUUAUCUCGCGAUACUUCUCUAGCUCUGACCCCGCUAAGACACCAACUCAUGAAGGGGAGGAGGGUUCGUCCCUGCGGCAGUGGGCCCUGACCGUCAGCCCCUUCACCACAGUGAGGGCCCGGUUAGGCUGCAACAUCUGCAUCCGCCCACUGGACGUGCACGCUUACCCGGAGGCAGACCAAGCCCUGAUUUCUGUCCAUGGUGGCGUCCAGAGGGACUGUAUGGAGCAGCUGCAUUUCCAUUAUGAUGAACAAAGUCAGGAGCUGCGCAUCUCUGCUGAGAAGGUGAACAGCAACGUCACGAUUGAGAUGGAUGCACCUAUCAAAAAUCUCUUCAUCACUACUCAGGGAGGAGGCAGCGUGCAAGUGAAGAAGAUGGAGUGUGAUAUUUGCAAAGUGCAAACAGAAAAGGGAAGCUGUUUACUUCACUCUGUCAAAGGUCAUCAAGUGGAAGUGCAGUCCCAGGGUGGACAUGUUACAGGUGUAGGCACCAUCCAUGGUAAUGUGGACAUCCAAGCAAAGGGAGAUGGUGUGGUGGAUAUCAAGAAGCUCCAGGGCACAAGAAUGAAUGUUUCUACAGAGUGUGGUGCUUUGAAGGUCAAAGCCAUCUAUGCAGAGUCCAGCUGUGUUUCCUCCCGCUCCGGAAGAGUAGAACUGGGUCAUGUACAUGGUAACACCACAGUGAGUAACGAGUCUGGAGAUACGGUGGUUGAUGGUUCAAACAGCUCCCUGAAGGUUUCCUCCAUCAGUGGAAGCAUCGACGUCUACGUGGGAGACAGCGGUACAGCUGAGCUCCACAGUCAAGACGGGGCGGUGAGUGUGCGUGUCCCGCCUUCAUUAAAAGCUGGUGUCAAUCUGUGUGGAGCGUCGGUGGACAUAAGCUCAGAGGUUCUUCUGCAUGAGGAAGAAAGAAAUGCCUCUGAUGGUCAGAUCACACUGACAGGCUAUAUGAAUGGAGAACCACCUGUUGACCAGUGGGUCAAAGCUCGCGCAGAAAGAGGCUCCAUCAAACUGACGACACAGAGCUGGUUUGAGUCCCUGAAGCUCGGGAGCUAAGUGACAGGAUGUAUCGUAAUGUUCUGAGGACGCUACAGUUAUUAUUACAGCGCUUUCAGCUAAAUGUUAUCCACACUGCACUGUAAAUAGCUCAGAAAAAUUAAUUUUUAUUUAAAGCAUCUGUUGAAUUUUUAUGUGUAAUGUCACCUUAGUGGAGUUAAGGUCCCACACAUAAUAAAUGUUAAACGGCUUUCUCUUGUUA